Messenger RNA from Salvia hispanica, 2599 nucleotides. RefSeq names its product putative GTP diphosphokinase RSH2, chloroplastic. NCBI's taxonomy places the organism in Eukaryota, Viridiplantae, Streptophyta, Magnoliopsida, Lamiales, Lamiaceae. The record is from RefSeq and is a predicted model, not a curated record. Gene Ontology annotation, cellular component: chloroplast. Gene Ontology annotation, biological process: guanosine tetraphosphate metabolic process.
UAUAGAAUCCCCAAUUAAACUUCACCUCUCUCACCAAAUUCGAUCCAAUUCGCAGUCUCAAACUCCACUUUCUUGACUUUCCCAAUCCCAAUUGUCAAUUGAGAGUUGAAAUUUCACUCAUCCAUCCCUGUAUAUAUAAUUCUGUACAGUUUCAGUAUUUAGGUAAAAAAAAAAAUCCUCUCUUCUCCCUUGAAUUGCACAAUUUGAGCUGGGAUCAGAAGGUUUUGAUCGUGAAUUCGCUGUAAUUGCUCCGAUUACGGGACUCCGGUGUACCGGCGGCGCUCAAUUAGUCAAUUUUUGAAAACCCUAGAAAAUCAAAUUCAUGGCGGUUUCGACCAUUGCGCUCUACUCGAGCCCGCCGAGCAGCGUGUGCUCCGCCUCGCACCAGAUCAGCUCCCACGCGUCGUUCGAUUUGGAUGUCAACGCCCGGUCAACGUCGUCGGCGUCGGCGUCGCCGUCGCAGAAGCCGUUGAUUGGUGGCUUAUCGUGCCUGUUUUCGUCGCCGGCGAUCAAAUCCGCGGGGUAUUCGUCUGGAGCGGAGGAUUUGGGAUCUCUGUGGCAUGAUAGGGCCGAGGAAUUGGGGUCCUCGUACCGGUACUCGUCGGUGAGCUCGUCGAUGAAGCGAGAUCAGGCGCACCAGAGCCCCGUGUCGGUGCUUCAAGGCGUGAAUAACUCGAUCGGGCCGUGUUCUCGGAGCCCGCCGAUGAGGAUCAGCGCGGAUUUCAGCUCGAUUAGGUCGGGGAGUGCGGGGAUGUUCAAGGGAUUCGUGAGGCACGCGUUGGGAUCGUGUGUUGAUUACGAUUCUUCGCCUUUCGAUUUGGAUGUGAGAGACUUCAAUUUGUCGGCAGAUGAGCUUCCUUUCAAUAUGGAUGAGAAUUUCAUGGCGAUGGAUUUGCCGGUCUAUGCGAAGGACUUGCUCUCCGAUGCGCAGUCGAAGAAUGCGAUAUUUAGGGAUGAAUUUGUUGUGAAGGCUUUUUAUGAAGCAGAGAAGGCUCAUAGAGGCCAGAAACGGGCGAGUGGUCAUCCUUAUCUGCAGCAUUGCGUGGAAACCGCGGCUCUCUUGGCGGACAUAGGCGCCAGUUCAACAGUUGUUGCUGCGGGGCUUUUGCACGACGCAGUUGAUGAUUCUUUUCUCUCGUUCGAUCAUAUAUCGAAGUCCUUUGGGGCUGGAGUUGGUGAUUUAGUGGAGGGGGUAUCUAAGCUGAGCCAGCUGAGCAAGCUUGCACGGGAGAACAACACCGCCUGCAAAACUGACGAGGCAGACAGAUUGCAUACCAUGUUCCUUGCGAUGGCAGAUGCAAGGGCUGUUCUGAUAAAGCUUGCAGAUCGCUUGCACAAUAUGUUGACCUUGGAUGCAUUGCCGAUGAUCAAACAGCAAAGAUUUGCUAAGGAGACUCUGGAAAUAUUUGUUCCUCUUGCCAAUAGAUUAGGUAUCUCGACUUGGAAAGAGCAGCUAGAAAAUCUGUGUUUCACAUAUCUCUAUCCCGACCAUCACCAAGAGCUGUCCUCCAAGCUCCUGAAGUCCUUUGACGAGGCUGCCAUUACUUCUUCUUUGGAGAAGUUGGAGGAAGCACUGAAGGAUGCCGGGGUUUCUUACCACUGUGCGUCAGGGCGGCAUAAGAGCUUGUACAGCAUCUAUUCGAAAAUGUUGAAGAAGAAGCUGAAUAUGGAUGAAAUUCACGAUAUUCAUGGAUUGCGGUUAAUUGUUGAAUCUGAAGAAGACUGCUAUAAAGCUCUAAGGGUUGUCCAGGAGCUAUGGCAUGAAGUGCCCGGAAGGUUCAAAGACUACAUUGUUCGUCCCAAGUGCAACGGGUACCAAUCUCUGCAUACAGUAGUCACGGGCAACGAUAUGGUGCCCCUUGAAGUUCAGAUUCGGACAAAAGAGAUGCAUUUGCAAGCUGAGUACGGGUUAGCUGCUCAUUGGAGAUACAAAGAAGGAGAUUCCCAAUACUCCUCCUUCGUACUUCAGAUGGUUGAAUGGGCUCGUUGGGUGAUGACGUGGCAGUGUGAGGCAAUAAGCAGAGACAAGUCCUCCGUUGGUUUUGUCGACUCCAUGAAGCCACCUUGCACCUUCCCUAACCAUUCCGAAGGUUGCACCUUUUCGUGCAAACCCCAUUGUGGCAGUGAUGGUCCCAUCUUCGUUAUCAUGAUUGAAAACGACAAGAUGUCUGUUCAAGAGUUUCCAGCAAACUCAUCGGUAAUGGAUCUGUUGGAGGCAGCUGGUCGAGGCAGUUCUAGGUGGACGUCGUUCAGAUUCCCUGUCAAGGAGGAGCUGAGGCCGCGACUGAACCACAAGCCCGUCAGCGACCCUACCUGCAAGCUGAAAAUGGGCGAUGUCGUGGAACUAACCAUGGCCAUACCGGACAAGUCGCUGACGGAGUACCGGGAAGAAAUCCAGCGGAUGUACAAUAGAGGCGCGACGCCCUUGGCCGCCGGCUCCAUGGCUAGCUUCCAAAGCUGACCAGUCUAUACCUGGCUCAAUUCAUUCUUUAAUAGUCUUACAUUUUAUAACAUAAAAAAAAAAUUAGGCAUUCUUGUAUAUAAGCAUUUGUAAAGAACUGUUCAUGUUGUGUUGUUAUGAAUGGAAUUAUUUAUCCAA